CACGGUAUCGGAUAUACCCGACUUUUAGCGUUGUUCUUUGUUAUUCCCGACUCCAUUUAGCAAUCAGCCGCUACUGUGUUAACGGCAGUGGGGAAUCGCAAUCUUUCGAAAAUUACAAGAGCGCUGCCAGAGUGGAGUUUAAAAAGACGAAUUCGCAUAAACAGUUGUUGAAACACUUCAAACCCAGAUACUUCCCAGACAAAAAGGAAACCGAACUGUACGACUUUUGUUUAAAGCUUUAAUUAGUGGUUCUAACAGCCUCAUCCUUUCGUGGUUCAGACGACUAUAAAGUUAAGGCGCUAAAAGAAGGAAAACAAAGUUAAAAGCGCAGGAGAAAGGUAUGUUUCCACAGAAAAACAUCCAGAAGAAAAGCAAGGAAAAGAACCGCAAAAAUAAGAUUAAGGGGUCGAGACAAAGUGUUGCCGGGGAUGUUCUCAACAAACGUGUGGCAGAUGUCAGUCGCCUUCGCAACAGAAAACCAUCUUGCCCAGAGAUUCUGCUUCUCAAUACAGGGCUGACUGGAAAACAGCUUCCUGAGCUAUUCAAGUUAAUCAAGAUUGGAGAAGCGGACUUGAACUCUCUUGCCAUAAAGGGGAUUUUUCCUCUUCACGAAGCCGUAUCCAGGGGCCUCACCGAUUGCGCUAAAGUACUCAUCGAGAACGCUACAACGAUAAAUGUGCGAAACUCAGAGGGAUAUUCUCCAUUGGAUAUAGCAGUGGAAACAGGGAAUUUUGAGUGUGCAGAGCUGUUGAUAAGGAACGGAGCUUCGACUGAGAAUAUUAGACAUGGGUUCAAAUUAAGGUCAAGAACCAUAAGUAUAACUCGCAAGGCAUCAAGCUCCAUAUAAGUACUGUAUUGGCGCGCGCCUGUUUCGAAGCUAGGGUAACUUCAAUACCUCCAUUUAAGAGGUUUGUAAUAUAAUUGCAUUUAAUAUGACGACGAUCGAUAAAAAGGUCAUUAUUAUUCGCUGGGACGAAAUGCUUGCACGUUUUUAAGUCAGGAAUGUAUGUGCGUUAUAGAACAUGAGACUUUAAUUGCUUGUGCAUGUAUCACCAAAAUUUAAAUUCUUUAUCACCUUUAAUGAUGUCCUUAUGCGGAGAGGAUUAUUAAGAGACAGAAGGGAGAUCUGUAACAGAAUGUAAUUGAACCACAAUUUUUUGGUAAGAGAAACGUUUUCUUGAGACAUCUUAGGCUUUCUAUAGUGGAGUUGUUAGUCUUUUGUUAGCAAAACUGUACAUAGAACCUCAAUUAUUAAAGGCUUAUGUACGGGCGGGGCGCAUGCAAAGGAGGAUUAAUCUUGGCGCAUUUUUCCGGCGCCGAAGUUUAUCAGUAAUUUCUGGUUUACUGAUAACUAAUAGACAUCAAAUAUCAUUUACAUUAGAUCA
This is a messenger RNA of Porites lobata, 1385 nucleotides long. The record is from the annotation of a GenBank genome assembly. NCBI's taxonomy places the organism in Eukaryota, Metazoa, Cnidaria, Anthozoa, Scleractinia, Poritidae.